This is a messenger RNA of Diuraphis noxia (Russian wheat aphid), 1176 nucleotides long. Its product is annotated as calmodulin. NCBI's taxonomy places the organism in Eukaryota, Metazoa, Arthropoda, Insecta, Hemiptera, Aphididae. Gene Ontology annotation, molecular function: calcium ion binding. The record is from RefSeq and is a predicted model, not a curated record. Gene Ontology annotation, cellular component: myosin II complex.
AGACUGAACACGGUUACUGGUACUACACAGUCUACCUUUCGCGCACGAUCCCACUACGACACCAGUGCGACUACAGACUAUACAUACAACGCUGCCGUGUUGUAGGUACUACAGUGGUUAUAUUUUCUCUCUCGCACACGCGCGCGCCGGGUCGCUUCGCAUCGUUUUCAGUUGUUUUCCGUCAUUAAACGGCAUACAUACCGUCGUUCGUUCUUCGAAAUAAAAGUAUUCUAUCCGUCGCGUCCGACAAACUACYGACGGCACCCCACGUUUCGUUGAUACGAUACGAGAAGGAGAGGCAGUGAGCAGUCAGUCAUCGAGUUACCGAGUGAGAGGUAAACGGUGUUCAGCGGCAAGUAUCCCGGCCGGCAGACCUGAGCAUUUCAUUGGAAACGCGGUUAUCGCGGUAUCCGUCGGAAGCGCGCGCGUUACUACAGAGUAACCACCGCCGCUUGUCCGGGUGACAUACGCACUCACGCACACAUACACUCGCCGCGUCAGAAGCAACGCGUCGUAUACUCGUAUACCACGCCAAACGUGUCCGUUAUUGAAUUUCUCGUCGACGUAACACCGACAUCAUAACCAAAAUGGCUGAUCAACUAACAGAAGAACAGAUUGCCGAAUUCAAAGAGGCAUUUUCACUAUUCGACAAGGAUGGAGAUGGUACCAUCACUACCAAAGAACUUGGAACCGUAAUGCGGUCUUUAGGCCAAAAUCCGACUGAAGCUGAACUCCAAGAUAUGAUUAACGAAGUCGAUGCUGAUGGCAACGGCACGAUAGAUUUCCCAGAGUUCUUGACUAUGAUGGCCCGCAAAAUGAAGGAUACCGAUAGUGAGGAAGAAAUUAGGGAGGCUUUCCGUGUAUUUGAUAAGGAUGGAAAUGGCUUUAUUAGUGCAGCUGAGCUGCGUCAUGUGAUGACUAACCUUGGAGAAAAACUCACCGAUGAGGAGGUUGAUGAAAUGAUCAGGGAAGCUGAUAUUGAUGGUGAUGGUCAAGUCAACUAUGAAGAGUUCGUGACCAUGAUGACUUCUAAGUGAAAUGUGUUUCAUUAUUAAUUAUUAUUAUGUAAUUUUUUAUCAUAUUUUUUUUUCAAAAAAAAAAAAAGGAAGAAAUUAACCUGCAUUUUUUUUUUUUUUGUUCGAGUAAGCUUUAAAAAGAUAAUGUGAUUAUCAAAAA